AUGCCCCCAAAAGGACGAAAGCCAUCCUCGGCAGCUACCGCAGGUACCGGAAGCUCAAAAGCGACAUCCGCAAAGACAACCUCCACCACAACCUCAGGCGCCUCUCCAAAGGUAACUAAGAGCUCCAGAACAUUAGGGUCAAAGGCAUUGGCAUCGGCAUCGGUGUCGAAAUCUAAGGGAAGUAAGCGACCACCGACGGCACCAUCAGACGAUCAAUCCAGCAUCCAACCCGGCGACCCAACCCCCAAAGGCCGUCGUCACCGGUACAAACCUGGUACCGUUGCCCUCAAAGAAAUCCGCAAGUACCAACGCUCCUACGAUCUGCUUCUCCGAAAAUUGCCAUUUGCACGUCUCGUCCGCGAAGUUGCUCUCGACAUCCUCCCCGCAGACGUUGGCUCCGAGCUGCGAUGGCAGUCGCAUGCAAUCCAGGCGCUCCAGGAAGCCGCUGAAGCCUUUUUGGUACACUUGUUCGAGGACACGAAUCUUUGCGCCAUCCACGCGAAACGAGUUACGAUAAUGCAGAAGGAUAUCCAGCUUGCGCGUAGGAUUCGCGGAGCUUGGGGUGGUCUUGGCUGA
Messenger RNA from Aspergillus nidulans FGSC A4, 576 nucleotides. Its product is annotated as histone H3 family protein. The record is from RefSeq and is a predicted model, not a curated record. Gene Ontology annotation, cellular component: chromosome; nucleosome. Gene Ontology annotation, molecular function: DNA binding; protein heterodimerization activity; structural constituent of chromatin. The coding region runs from base 1 to 576 and encodes 191 amino acids. The transcript has 2 exons. Lineage: Eukaryota; Fungi; Ascomycota; Eurotiomycetes; Eurotiales; Aspergillaceae.